UACCUAUUCUGGUGGAGCGGACUAUGUAGACGUACUUACCGGUGGAAAGCUGUAGUUAAACUGAAGGGGUUGGUUGAUGUUCGUGGGCGCAUAGGGGCGGAUGGCGGAGGGAGGGGUGGAGAGAACAUUGUUUAGGUACUGUUUACGUUUAUCAGGAAUUAAAAAAUGGAGUUGUUGCUCUCUGGAUAUGUUUCGUUUAAAUGAACGCUUUUUAACGUUACUGUAUAUGUGGAAUUUUUCUAGUACGCUGAUGUAACUAUCCUUUUUUGCUUCUUCGAUCAUUUACAUUGUAUCUUCUAAGGUGCCAUAUGAGGGUCCAUACUUUUUAUUAAUAUUUUAGAAAAAUCCUGUGUUAGGUUUAUUAGUUUGAAUAUCACUGAUAUGUUCCUUGAACCCAAUUUUGAAAUUUCUGCCCGUUUGUCCUAUAUAAUGUUUAUGGCAGUUUUGACACAGCUUACACAAUGCAGUCUUUAGGAAAGUUAAAAAUAACAUAAUGGCGACAACGUGUAGGCCUGACAAAUACAGGAUACUAUCAAGGAUUUGCUGGGAAGGACUCAAUCGAACCACUAUCAGAAUAGCCGACCUUAGGGCCUAGAAUUGAACCCGGGGCCCCUCGAAAACGAAGCACUACGUUCAUUUCCAUGGCAGCCCCUCAAGUCCUUCACUGUGGUGCUAUUUCUAGUACAUAGCUACGGGCAAAGACUUUUAACGGGAACGGAAGAGUACUUCCACAAUGUGUUACAGCAAGCAAUGGACAGUUUACAGAGAAACAGUAAGCCAGAUAGCGAUUCGAAUGGGAAACAAACUGGAACUACUAACAGUUGCAUUCAGUUUAAUGUUUCUUACGAAACCAUACGCGUUCACAACUAAAUUUUAUACCUUGAAGCAAACUUCAAGAAGUAAUGGAACAGUUGCACCCACCAAUUAUAAAAUGUGGUCAAGCAAUUCAAAUUACACUCUGGUAAAAAAAUAUGCUUCACAUCAACCUACAUCACUUCUUGACGAACUGUCCGACAUAACAUACCAAGAAACACUUCACAAGAUCAGGAAGAGACGUUCCUUUAAUGGCGUAACAUUUAUCAAACCAAUAAAGCAUAUAGUUAAAAGAAUACUAUCUAUAUAUUACAAAUAUAAGCCUGAGAUACAGCUGAUUACAUGUGUAACGAGACACUUCAAUGUCCAGAUACACAACUUGUUCCAGCAGCAGGGUCAUCAACGAAUCAGAGCACCAGCCAAUAACGGCAGUCAUCUCGCUAACAAGUCGUAUGACAGUUCACAAAUGAAAAACCAGCUAAUUAAAAUUUCAAAAAUAACCAAUGAAUCUGCAGCAGACAGCGAUGUGAAUAAUUUUAAAAAAUAUGAUGAAUACCCAACUGGAAAGAACGAAGAGUUGCUAGACGGAAUUAUGUAUCAAGUUGUUCGUGAAUGUCUUACAGCCGUAGUGGAUUUAGCACCUCGACUUGGAAGACUACUGUACGUCGUCUACAAUGUCUGGAAAUGGAGUGAGCGAGUGACAGAACUCGUUAACAGGAACCAGAUGGCUCUUUGUAUAAGGAAAUUCAUAGAGAAGAAGUUUUGGGACUGGAUUGAUACGGACAAAUAUGAAUUAAUUUAAAAAUAUAGACAAAAUUUGUGACUCACAAUCUCGUCACCUUUAUUCCUGCUUCGGGAUGUGUUUCAAGAAAAAUAAACAAACUGGAGGAUAACAUUAUGAUGGAUCUUUGGAAAACAAUUUGAGGAUGGAGGUCAGAAGGAAUUGUACAAUGUUUCAACAUUAAUGGCACUGAAGCUUCUGGUUCUAUACACCUCUGCAGAUAAACAGAAAUGUCUUUGUACUCAGUGCAUCAACAGCCUUUUUCAUAAAAUAAAUAAAUAAGAAACAGAAGAUUUCUGUUUUCCGGGUUGUUGCACUGUGUAGUCUGGUAGAUG
Messenger RNA from Zootermopsis nevadensis, 1929 nucleotides. RefSeq lists its product as uncharacterized. Lineage: Eukaryota; Metazoa; Arthropoda; Insecta; Blattodea; Termopsidae. The record is from RefSeq and is a predicted model, not a curated record.